Messenger RNA from Funneliformis caledonium, 246 nucleotides. Lineage: Eukaryota; Fungi; Glomeromycota; Glomeromycetes; Glomerales; Glomeraceae. The record is from the annotation of a GenBank genome assembly.
AGUGUUUCCGAUGAAUUAAGACAAGUUAAAAGUGAUUUUGAUACAUUAAUUGAUAUUAAUAAUGCAUUUAGUACGGAAAACGAAAAUCUAAAAAAGAGAAUUAAAUUGAAUGGAAGUGACGAUGAUUUUGAUCGAGAUAAUUCAAAAUUUACAAAAAAAAGAAAUAAAGAUAUUGUCCGAAGUGACGAUAAAUUGGAUGAUCGAAAUGAUCGAAUGGACAUUAGUUCUGGAGAACAAGGGAAGUGA